Molecule: messenger RNA, 2950 nt
Organism: Nicotiana attenuata
Lineage: Eukaryota; Viridiplantae; Streptophyta; Magnoliopsida; Solanales; Solanaceae
Product: putative pentatricopeptide repeat-containing protein At1g03510
Exons: 1
Coding region: 1103-2389 (428 amino acids)
Biological process (GO): RNA modification
Molecular function (GO): protein binding; RNA binding
Source: RefSeq, a predicted model, not a curated record
UUCGGAUGUGUAGCAGAUUGUAGAUCGCGUCUCAAUCCACCACUUCCUCCAUCUUAUUUCGGGAAUUGCCUAGUGACGCUCAUUGCAAGAGCAAGUCAUGUUGACUUAGUAGGAAAAGAAGGCUUUACAAUUGCUGUGGAAGUAAUUGGAGAAGCCAUUCAGAAAAGGAUGAAGGAUGAAGAUUAUAUACUGACUGGGGAGUGGUACAAAGAAUUUACCACCAUAGACAUGAAGCGAUCCCUUUCAAUUGCUGGAUCGCCAAAGCUUGACUUAUAUGCUGUUGAUUUUGGUUGGGGAAAACCAGAAAAGUUAGAGUUCGUUUCUAUCGACAGUGACAAUGGCAUAUCAAUGUCCCUCGGUAAGUCCAAGGACUCAAAUGGAGAUUUAGAGAUUGGCUUGUCUUUGCCUAAAACUCGAACGAAUGCUUUUGCUGCUAUUUUCACCCACGGGCUUAGCUUUCUGUAACUUUGGUUAUAAUUCUAUUUUCGGAGCAAAAUAAAGUUGCAUUUUAAGUGUUCUGGUGGAUUAGUUAGAGAUGAAAUACUUCAAAUUGUAGCUACAAUAAUGGGAUACUUUGCUAGUAUUAGUGAAGAUCAGAAUCCUUAUCUUUAUCCAAUAAGAAAUUUAAAUUGCACUUUCAAGUCAUUUAAAAUCCAACUGUCUUAAACAUCAAGAGGUUUGUACCUAUUGAAUUCACUUACUUCAAACGAAGGGAAGCCUUGAAGCAACGGCAAAAUUGUCUCCGUGUAACUUAUAGGUUACAAGUUCGAGCCGUGGAAUCAGCCACCGAUUGCAUUAGGGUAGACUGCCUACAUCACACCUCUUGUGGUGCGGCCCUUCCCAGAACCCUACGUGAAUGCAAGAUGCUUCAAGGCGGGUAGAUCGUGGCAGCAAAGUCACUCUGCCACUUAAAGUAUCCCGUUGCGUAUUUAAGUCGUUUGCAAAGAAUUCUACUCGCAGCUCCAUGUAGUGAGAUAAUUUCAAAAACUUUUUUUGUUUGUUUGUUUGGACGGGUAGUUGAAAUAAGUUCAAGCUUUCAAAAAGAGAACUAUCCAACGGUAUAUAUAUAAAAUCAAAGUUGGGCGGCAAAAGCUACAAAGCAAUGGGCACUUAUUCUUCAAACUUCCUACGUUUGCUCUCUUACACAAAGCUCUUAACAUCCCACGUUAAUCAAGCCCGACAUGAACAAGCUCUUUCUCUUUUCCACCAAAUUCACUCUACACUUUCCCUUUCGCUCGACCCCUUCGUAUUUCCUCUUGCUCUUAAGUCAUGCGCCGCCCUUGACUUCUUUAAGCUCGGCACCACCAUUCACGCUCACACAUACAAAGCAUCUUUUACCUCCAACCCUUUUGUUGCUUGCGCUUUAGUCGACAUGUAUGGUAAGUGUGUCUCACUUGUGUCCGCACGUCAACUGUUCGAUGAAUCUCCUGAGAGAAACGUAGUCGUUUGGAACUCGAUAAUUUCGCUUUACGCACAUUCUAAUGAUGUUGACAGUGCGUUAGAACUGUUUCGAGUAAUGGAUGUGGUGCCUAAUUCUUCUACGUUUAACGCGAUUAUUGCAGCGUUGGCGGAAACAGAGGAUGGGUUUUCUAAGGCCAUUUUGUGUAAUAGAAAAAUGGAAAGAAUGGGUUUGAGACCGAAUUUGAUUACGGUUCUUGCAUUGUUACGUGCAUGUAUUGGUAUAGCAGAUGUGAAUUUGAUCAAACAGAUUCAUGGGUAUUCAAUAAGGAAUGACAUUGAUCCGGACCCACAAUUGAGGAGCGGAUUAAUUGAGGCUUAUGGGCGUUGUGGGUGUCUUGACAAAGCCCAUCAUGUGUUUGUCAGUAUGAGGAACAGGGAUGUGGUUGCUUGGAGCAGUUUGAUCUCAGCUUACGCGCUUCAGGGGCAAGCAAGAACGGCACUUGAAGUUUUUAAGGAAAUGGAAAUGGCCAAUGUAAGGCCCGAUGGGAUCACUUUCCUUGGGGUAUUGAAAGCUUGUAGUCAUGCUGGAUUAGCUGAUGAAGCACAAAUGUACUUUGCUCGUAUGAGAGAUCGAUAUGGUGUUGAAGCAAGCAGUGAUCACUAUGCUUGUUUAGUAGAUGUAUUGAGUAGGGCGGGAAGAUUGCAUCAGGCUUAUGAUGUUAUUAGGCGAAUGCCAGUGAAGGUGACUGCUAAAGCUUGGGGAGCACUUCUUGCUUCUUGUCGAACUUAUGGAGAAGUCGAGCUGGCAGAAAUAGCUGGAAGAGCUUUGUUUGAAGUAGAGCCUGACAAUCCUGCUAAUUUUGUGAUAUUGGCAAGAAUUUAUGCGAGCAAUGGGCGAUUUGAGGAAGCGGAAGGACUCAGAAGAGAGAUGAUCAAGAGGGGCAUGAAAGCAGCUCCUGGUAGCAGUUGGGUAGUUCAUCAAGAUUGACUUUUCAGGUGUUUUUUGGGUGGUGGGGAUGAGGGUUUUGGCAGAGGCGAAUGCAGCAUUUCGGCACCGGGUUCAUCUGGACACAGUAUUUUCAACACAGAGCAUAAAUUUAUGUGUAAAAAUUCACCAAAAUUGCAACAAAUAGUAGAUAUGGACCCUUAGUUUUAAAAUACUAUGGGGUUCAAUACUAAGUAAAUCGAUAGAAUUUAAAUCCUGAAUCUGCCUCUGGUUUUUAGAGGAAGAAGAAAAAGUGAACGUUGCAGCAAAGAGCUCUUCCCGAUUAGAAAGGCAACUGGUGAGUUUACUAAAAAUUUAAUGUGAUUUGUACAAUGUUUGACAUAUGAAUUUGGAGAAUUCAUCCAAAGAGCUGCGCUGUUUCCUGUAUUUGCCUUCUGCAGAAAGCUUGUCUAAGUCUGAUGACAUUCUGCUUGAUUUACAAUGCUUAAUGUAAUUUACAAUAUCCAAAUGAGAGCACCACUGAUGAUUGCUCCAUGUGAUAUAAUAUCCAGUUGAUUUUGUGUAAAUUAAAGCAUGUCUUAUGUAAUGACCGUUAAAAGUGUA